AUGGGGGUCUUCGUCGUCUUCUUCAACAGGAACCACACAGCCAUUGGGAAUAAGCUUUGGGAGGUUUUAAAAAAAGCAACAGAGAAGAUCACCUAUCAGAGCCUCUGCCUGCCAGACAAUGUGAAGCAGCGUGGCAUCGAAAAUCUGAAGAACUUUCACUACAGAGAUGAUGGCAUGGACAUCUGGGAUGCAAUAUAUAAAUUUGUUCGUGGAGUGGUGAAUAGAUGUUAUAAAGAUGACGAAGAUAUCCAGAAGGAUCCAGAGCUCCAAAAAAUGGUGAUGUUCAUAUACAACUAUGGAUUUCUGCAGAAGUCAGAUUGUCCCUCAAGCCUGAAAACAAGAGAAGAAGCCAUUAAAUACAUCACCAUGAUUAUGUUCACCUGCUCUGCCCAACAUGCUGCUGUGAACCAUGGGCAGUAUGAUAUCUAUGCCUGGAUGCCAAAUGGACCAACAACAAUGAGGAAGCCUGCACCCAAGGACAAGGAGGUGACUGAAAAAGACAUAAUGGACACUCUUCCAGACAUUACUACAACACUUGAGGCUAUGCGAGUGGUUAGUUUCCUCAGCCAGGUUCCAAAUGACUUUGUGCCACUUGGAGAGUACCCUGAGGAAGUUGCUUUUGAAAGCCAUAUGAGAGAUCCCCUCAUGGAGUUCAAAAGCACACUGAUGGAAAUUGGAAAGAAAAUCAGGACAAGGUCUGACUCCCAAGAGUUCCCCUAUGAGUAUUUGGACCCUGCAGGGAUAGAAAACAGCAUCACUAUCUAAUGUGUGUCUGAAUGAGCUGUGUUUUGGUACAGACUGAACACAUACCGUGACUGCUUUUGGUCCCCCUCCCAUCUCUACCCAGU
Messenger RNA from Conger conger (European conger), 848 nucleotides. Its product is annotated as hydroperoxide isomerase ALOXE3-like. Bases 1 to 765 code for a protein of 254 amino acids. Lineage: Eukaryota; Metazoa; Chordata; Actinopteri; Anguilliformes; Congridae. Gene Ontology annotation, molecular function: arachidonate 5-lipoxygenase activity; metal ion binding. The record is from RefSeq and is a predicted model, not a curated record. Gene Ontology annotation, biological process: lipid oxidation; linoleic acid metabolic process. The transcript has 6 exons. Gene Ontology annotation, cellular component: nuclear envelope.